AUGGUGGCCGGCCACCUGGCCAACUCUGGCUGGCUCACCCUCGCUGGCACGGCCCUGAGCGGCCUGGGCUCCACGCUCAGCGGGCUCAGCACGCUGUAUGGCCUCUCCGCGCAGAUGCCCCAGUCUCUCGCCGAUCUGGCCGUCGGGGGCGCGGCCGCCCUGGGUGCCAAAGCACACCUCGGCGUGCUGGUGAGUGCCAAAGCCUUCAGCCUCAGCACUGUGAGCGUGGGCGCUGGCUGCGUCUACGCCUCGCUGGGCAUAGUCCACUUUCUCCGGACGCUGGCGCAGCUUAGCGGGGCGCGGCCGCCUCUGCAUGCACCCGCCCUGGAGAACGAGGCAGAUUCGUCCUUUCCCUUGCCUCGGUGGCUCAGCUGGCGCGUGCUGAACUGGGCGGUGAUUGGCCCCUGCGGAUCCGGGAAGUCCACGCUGAUCAAUUCACUGCGCGGGCUCAAGCCGCGAAGUCCCGGAGCCGCCCCGGUGGGGAACACGGCCAAGCCCAGCGAGCCGAAGGCGUACAUGUUCCAGGGGGACCUGGCACGCUUCACGCGCAUGGCGAGGCUCUGGGACCUGCCAGGCGCCGGGACCAAGCAGUGGCCCUGCGCCACCUACGUGCGGGACGCGGGUCUCCGCCACUUCGACGGGGUCCUCAUCGUCACCUCGGGCCCGAUCUCCGAGUUCGAGGAGAACCUCAUCAAAGAGCUCAAGGAGUUCGAUGUCCCCUGCUACCUAGUGCGCAACAAGGUAGACCAGGACGUGAUGAACAACGCGCAGGACAACGAGAUGUCGACGGAGGAGACGCUGAGAGCUUUGCGACGCGAGCUGGCGCCCAAUUCUGCGCCAGCGCGCGCCUUCCUCGUGUCUGCCAAGCACCCCGACUGCGCCAAGUUUGACUUCCAGAGCCUUCUCCGUGCCAUGGCAGACGACGUGGCGGCACAGCGGGCCGAGGCGCCGGAGCUGCCAGAUCAGCUGGAAGGGCUUCCGGCGCGCGACCUCCUGUGCUUGGAGGGCCUUGGGUGUGACAUGGGCCAGGCAGCCGAGCCGGCCGCCCCGCCAUCCUCCGCCGCCCCCACGCGCGACCCGGGGGCUGAGAGCCCGGAGCCGGCGAACACGUUUUUGUGGGCCGGCCGGGCCUGA
Messenger RNA from Symbiodinium natans, 1134 nucleotides. The record is from the annotation of a GenBank genome assembly. Lineage: Eukaryota; Dinophyceae; Suessiales; Symbiodiniaceae.